AUGAAGAGGGCGAAUAUUCAUACUGCCAUCAAUCCUGGCCUCUACAUUCCAGAUGUGGGGAAUACUGGGCUUCCUAUAUCAGCUGAACAUGCGAAGGCAAUAAUCCAGUCCUGCCAUCUGAGCCCCUACGGAAAGGGUACUGAGACCCUGGUAGACGAAUCAGUACGGAAAAGUUGGCAACUCGACGCAAGCCAGUUUGCUCUUCAGAACCCAAGAUGGCAACACCAGGUUGAACUAUUCAUGGACAAAGCUGUAACUGGUCUUGGCCUUACGGCAGAUUGGCGGGAGGUUAAGGCGGAGUUAUACAAAUUACUUAUCUACCGGGAGGGCGCAUUCUUUCUACCACAUCGAGAUUCUGAGAAAGCCGAUGGUAUGUUCGGCACGCUCGCUGUAUGUCUCCCAUCGAAACACGAAGGAGUGGAUGUGAUCGUCUCUCAUAGGGAUGAUUGCCUCACGUUUCAAACAGCACCAACCGCUGAUUUUGGGAUGUCAUGGGUUGCUUGGUAUGCAGAUGUCACUCGCGAGGUGAAGCCUGUUACAUCCGGAUAUAGGAUUGUCCUGAUUUACAACUUGAUACAUCGACCGUCAGCCGCUCUACUGGAACCUCAUGGCGCUAGUAAAGAGAAUAUUACUCGUCUGCUUCAAUCUUGGGCAUGUGCCGCUGAAAUCGACAGCAUGCAAUAUUUAGAUGGUUGGAAUAAUGACAUCAAUAGCUCUUGCCCACAAGCACUCAUCUAUGUUCUUGAGCACCAGUGUACCAGUGCGGGGCUUCGCUUUUCUCGGCUGAAAGGGGUUGACCAGUGUCGCUUUGCAGGACUCCGGGAUGCAUGCCAAAGGGCCGGCUUCGAUCUCUUCCUGGCUAACAUUGAGAAAAAGGACAUAGGUGAAGUUGAUGAUUAUGAGGACUACUACGACCUCAAGUCUUGCGUAACAGUUGAAAGUGCAUUCGUAGAGCAGGAAAGAUGCUCAGAAGAAAAGUUCUUAUACCGGCUCAACCGAACCCCGGAACUCUGCCUCGGCCUCUUUAUAAAAACAGAUAACACGGAACAACUCAUUGCCAACGUCAUCGGGAUUCGAUCCCUCUCGACAACAAUAACCGAAGGCUCUAUGAAGAUGCCCAGUAACUGGCAGUCUCACUCCCCCUACGACCCUGUAGUAAUAGAUGGAGAGGUCAUUGGCAAUGAUCCGCGAGGUACUAAUAUCGCCGUUCAUUCUGUUGCAGUUCUACCUGCGUAUCAAGGGACGGGGGUGGGAAAUUAUCUUGUUAAGGAGUAUGUGGAGUAUAUCCGGAAUGCGGAAAUAGAGGCAGAUCGAAUUGUGUUGAUAUGUCAUGAUUAUCUGAUCCGGUUCUAUGAGAGUGCGGGAUUUGUGAAUCGGGGGCUGAGUCGGUGUCAGUUUGCCGGUGGGGGGUGGGUUGAUAUGGUGCUGGAGCUUUGA
Molecule: messenger RNA, 1437 nt
Organism: Aspergillus pseudonomiae
Lineage: Eukaryota; Fungi; Ascomycota; Eurotiomycetes; Eurotiales; Aspergillaceae
Exons: 4
Coding region: 1-1437 (478 amino acids)
Molecular function (GO): acyltransferase activity, transferring groups other than amino-acyl groups
Source: RefSeq, a predicted model, not a curated record